GGAUUCGGUUUAGGCUUCACAGGUAAACCGUACCGUAUGGGACAAUCAGUUUUUCGCGCACCACGCACACGGCACAACGGAUACACACACGCUCUCCAGCCACCGGAAUGAGACUAUUCGACGCAUCACGGCAGGCUGAUCGGAAUGCGCGUAUGGCGCUAACCGGAUACGCUCUUAUUGCUGUGUUAGCAGCGUUCUGUGUCGUGGGGACGCUGGUAACGACAUGCGACGCCGCUAUACUUCCUGCUGCUGCCUUAGCGGACAGUCCAGUUUACUUCGGUGGCAUCGUACCGGCGAACGGACGGUUCGGCAAGAAGAUACACCAUUUUCCCAACACCCGGGAUAACCGGCAGUAUCCGCAUCCGGCGGCGGUGGUUGGUAGCGAACUCUACCGCGCAGAACGUGAUCGUGCCGACGAUGCCUAGCACCACCAGUAUCACAAGCUGAACGUGCAGCCCGCAGUAAGAGGAGUACACGAAGCUGGCCGCUGCCGCUACCGACUAGAUUAGGGCGGGAAGGAAAGAAAAGCAAGAGUGAAAUGAUUAUCGCUACGUAAGCGACGAACCCACAAUACAGACAUCCCAAUCAAC
This is a messenger RNA of Anopheles stephensi (Asian malaria mosquito), 590 nucleotides long. RefSeq lists its product as uncharacterized. The transcript is spliced from 4 exons. The coding region runs from base 108 to 425 and encodes 105 amino acids. The record is from RefSeq and is a predicted model, not a curated record. Lineage: Eukaryota; Metazoa; Arthropoda; Insecta; Diptera; Culicidae.